GGGAACUACUUUCCAAAAUAUCCUUCCAUUGUGUGCUUCGCAUUUCCUGUCUUGUGGUAAAACAUCUCGAUGUGUUAGUUCUGAUAUCUAUGAAUAUUAUUGUACUGUGGUCGAAUAGAAAGGCCCUUUCAGAAAGAUGAGCAGACAAAGAUGAUAGAGGGGUCAACCGAUGAUGGGGACUACCUCGUGCAAGUUUCUGCACAGGUGAUGACUCGUGAUGACUCGACAGGGGGAUGGGUACCCAUGGGAGGUGGUGGGCUCAGCAAGGUCAAACUAUGCAAGUUGACCCCUUUAGAGACGAGUGGUGGUGGUGAUGGCAGCAACAACAAUGAGGACCGGCAGCAGCAGUUGUCGCCGGACAAUUACAAACUCAAGCCGGAGUAUGUUAUUCAUGGAGAAAGGAUAGCCGAUAAUACGGUUAUCCUUGACUGCCGUCUGAAGAAAGAUAUCCAGUACACAAAGGCCAACCCCAAGUGGCAUCACUGGAAGACAGACGAGAAGAGGUACGGUCUUACUUUCGAGCGCUCAGAGGAUGCUCGGGCUUUCGACCAAGGCAUUCGGAUCGCUGUAGCAGAUCUCACAGAAGGGAUGAGUGAUGGAAUCGCACCAGUUGAUGGAGACGAAGGGAUUUUUGCGUACAUGGAAUUGCCUUUGACUCGUAAGGACAGCUCAUCUCGCUCUGCAUCAACCACGUCAACCACUACCAGCAGCCCUGGGACCAACUCACCACAAUCACCACUUAACAACAACGAUCCGUUCAGCUUCACCCACCCCCACAACCACCUGCAUCGUGUCCACUACAUCUCCACGGAGCGCACGUCGGGCCGAAACCUUCACACAAAUGGCGGCGGUGGCGUCAUGGUGCACCAGCACCAGCCACAGCAGCAGCAGCAGCUCUUGUGGCACCAUCAUCCUCAUCCCCACCACCAUCAUCCCCACGCCCACCACCACCACCAUCACCAUCAUCAUCACCCCCAGCACGUUGUCCCCCAGUACCAGUGCCAGCCCGGAUCACCCAUCAGUGAAAAGAGCAGUCCGCACAAAUCUAGUUUUGACUCUAGCUCGGGCCAGGAGGAUGUGUGGGUCCGCUCCUCGCUCGACCCCUCCUCCAUUAGUGGCAAAUCCGAUCAGGGUUUGUUAGACUGUGGUGGGAACGGGGACAGGGAGCACAGAGACUUGUACAAAGAGGAAUCUUACGUCGUUUUCAACAAGAACAAGGCUGGAACGCCACACGAGUACAGCUACCCCAACUUGGAACCCGCACAAAAGCCGCCGGCCCAGCGCAGCAGCACAAAGAAAGCCCUGAGCUCAUCGGCAUGCCACACGACACAGCCUUACCCCCCAUUACCAAUCAAAAACCCAAAGUCAAAAAGCAAGGGUGUUGGCGGUGGUGGGGGCGGCGGUGGAGGAGGAGGAGAAGGGGGCAAGCUGCAUGGUCAGUCGGGGGCCCGGUCCCGUCUGGUCUCCCCUCAGGUGCAGUGCAAGAACUGCCGGGAACUGUUCUCCGUGGACAACAACCCUCGAGGCUCGUGCGAAGACGCGCCCGAUUCGGUGGCGCGCUGCAUCGAGUGUGUGUCGUGCGUGUCGUGCACCUCCUGCCUCAUGUACCACUGCUUUGCCGACGCGGACGGCGAGUUCCGGCACCCGUGCUCGUGCGAGACUGGCGACCCCAACCAAUGCAAGCGUUGGACCGCCUUGACAUUCUUGUCGCUGCUUUUCCCCUGUUUAUGGUGCUACCUUCCCCUCAAAGCCUGCCACCACUGCGGGACCAUGUGCGGUGUCUGCGGUGGACGUCAUAAGGCAGCAUGAUCCUCACUCUCUUCUCUGUGUUUGGAAAGAAAGGAAUGUUCUAGUGAUGUUGGGGGGGUUGUUUUUGUUUCGUUUUUUUUUUGCUGGCGAUUGUUUUUUCGCCAUCUCCCAUCUUCAUUUUCAGGUAUAUAUAUAUGUGCCACACGCAUACACAUGGAGAGGAAAGUUUCUUUCUGUUUUUCUGGGUUUUUUUUCCUUCAGUUUUUGUGUUCAACUCCUGCAAUGAAGCCAUGUUUCAGUUUCAGUUUUUUAGAGGAGUGUCCAGUCUUACAUGUACAUGAAUAUCGUCAUGGAUUCUCCAGUAGCUUCUUGAUUGUGGCAGAUCUUUUGCAAAAUCUAGGUCUUUUUAUUUCGAUUAUCUUUUAAGGGUUCCUGGUUAGCAUGGAAGAGAUAGUGAUUUAUUACAAGUUGUUUUUUUAAUGAUAUUUUGAUGAGGGGUUUUUUUUUAAAUUUUGGAAGAAUGUUUAUUCGCUUUUUGCUUGUUAUACACAUGUUUAAAGGAAUGAAUGUGACACUUUUUCUUUGUAAGUCUUACAGUAGUCAGUCUUUUUGUGGUUCUCUAGUUUAUUCUUGUCUGAACCAAUUUUAUUUUCUAUGGGCGCAGGUCGCUGAGUAAUUGUUGGUAGCCAAUGUGACAAACAAGCUAAAGGUACAACACUGUACGCCUUACAAAAUCCCUUAGCAAGUCUGUCAUAAUUCGUUUACUCGUUGCGUCUUUUUCCGCUGGAGGGGUCACAGUGAGUGGUACAUCGAGGUGUAAGUUGACGACAAGAGAAAACAAAUCGGGGAUGAGAGCAAUUGGGAAUUAUGUGAAAGAAAGAGAUCAUAAUGCUGUGGAUACUCCUCUGUCACAGAACAGUCUUCUGUCUUAAAAUAAUUAACACUGUUGAUGAGGCCACUGAUCUAUUUAAGAAAAUAAACGAGUAAUUUGUGUGAAAGCUGAAAAAUAUGAAGGCAUCUUUUAGGACCUUGUAAUGGUUGAUAACUUUUACUCAUCAAUUUACUUACUUUGAAUUUUUUAAAAAAUCUUAUUAUUAAUCAUUAGAAAACGGCAAUAUCUUUUUCCAUGGGCUUUAUGUUUUCUGCAACAUAGUUGAAAUUGUGCCUCAUUGAAUUUUAAAGAGGACCUCCAAAACUUCAAUUUUGUGUGGCUGUUUUUUUUUCAAGAUCUAAAUGUUAAAAAACAAACAUCAGCAGAUCUGAAUGAUCAAGUUGGGGUAUUGUAGAGGUUUAGGUUUAGAAUUUCUCAUGUGUCAGAAAUGGGUUAACUUGUCUGAGAAUUAAUUCACCUGUGUGUGUUCGUGUAACAGAGAAAGAGAAUAAGUCUCGUUUGUGAGCUAGGCUUGGACCGUUUCUACACUUUUUUUUUUCUUUCUCUAUUCUGUUCUAAGGACUUUUUAGAAGACUUUGAAAUGAAAGUUGUUAUGAGCGUGUUUACAUAAAAGGUUACUGUACAUAAGAUUUCUUCACUUGGCAUCCAGUACUUUUGUCUGUUGUGAAGAAACCUAUUUUGAAAUGGUACUUUAAUGCCUGUUUGUGGAUAUGUGUGGACUUUCAUGUUCAUGCUUGUGUGGUUAGUUCUUAACAGUGCCAAGGGAAAGGAACUAUUAUAUGUCAAGUCUUUCAAUCCAUUCAACAGGAAGAAAAGCUGCUCCUAACUCCAGAUUUCUUUUUAUGUAAGGAUAAUUUGAAACAAUGUGUUCUCUCUGUGUACAAGUUUUAACCGCCAUCCAUUGUGCAACUUAAUUAUCCGAGAAAGGUCUUAUAGAAGCAAUCUCAGCUAGUCGGACUUGUAUUGAGGAGAGUAGAAGCUUCACAAGAGUUUCUCCCUUUUUGCCAGGUUCGUGUGUAUUGCAGUCGACUCGGGUAGUAGCGUGUAUGUGGGUGGUAUGAUUUGAUUUCAGUUUGAACUGAUAUCAUGUAUUGCAAGUAAGAUAAUGUUACAUUUACAAAGGAUUCUUGAGAUUUAAAGGGAUCUUUUCCAUGAUGAAUAUAUUAUCUGUAUAUGAUGCCAUUACUGUAUGUGCCAUGCUGUUUGUUUGUGAGCCAGUGCACUAUGGAAGUUGAGAGUGAAAAAGGGUCCUGUUUAGUUUAUGUGAUAGAUUAAAUAGCAUUGGUUGGUAUGAGUUUUUUUUUAAAUCACAAAAUAUUUGAAAUUUGAAAUAUCUUCUAACUUUUGCAGUUUUGGGGGAUGUCAUUUUUGUUUAUAGUAGAAGUCUGUGACUGAAUGAAUGAUAAAAGAUAAAGGGAAUAGAUAGGAGCUACAGGAACACUUGUAGUGAAAGGCAUUUGGAUAGUGGAAAAAAAGAA
Molecule: messenger RNA, 4119 nt
Organism: Aplysia californica (California sea hare)
Lineage: Eukaryota; Metazoa; Mollusca; Gastropoda; Aplysiida; Aplysiidae
Product: sprouty-related, EVH1 domain-containing protein 2
Exons: 5
Coding region: 151-1809 (552 amino acids)
Biological process (GO): multicellular organism development; negative regulation of MAPK cascade
Cellular component (GO): membrane
Molecular function (GO): protein kinase binding
Source: RefSeq, a predicted model, not a curated record